Armigeres subalbatus is the source of this 909-nucleotide messenger RNA. RefSeq names its product ER membrane protein complex subunit 3-like. The record is from RefSeq and is a predicted model, not a curated record. NCBI's taxonomy places the organism in Eukaryota, Metazoa, Arthropoda, Insecta, Diptera, Culicidae. Gene Ontology annotation, cellular component: EMC complex; membrane. The coding region runs from base 250 to 738 and encodes 162 amino acids. The transcript has a single exon. Gene Ontology annotation, biological process: protein folding in endoplasmic reticulum.
UUUUACAGAUUGGACAGUAUAUUUAUCUAAUCAAUGUGCCUAAUCAACAUAAAAUAUUUAAGUACUAUGGGUAAAUUUCAGGGAUUUUGUGAUAAACUCUGCUAGAUUUUACAGACAUUGCAGAGUUGGUUGUUUCUGUCGAUCCUGAAUAUUACUUUUCUGGUCGGAAUCAUUUGUCACUAUUAUUUUUUAAUAUUGAUCUCUGCCCAGAAAAAGGUCGAAUUGACACAGAUUCAAGACAGUAAGAUAAUGAUCCGCGCGCGGCUCCUCCGCAAGAACGGCAAAUACCUCACCCCACAGUCGUUCGCUAUGAGACGGCAUUACUUCAACAAUGAGGAAACGGGACGGGUUAUUUACGGGUUAUACACAAACGGCAAGACACAUCCGCCCUGUCCUGACAUGAUCAAGGGUAACGAUAAUAGUGAUCGGUGGAUCAGUUGGUUAUUUUCCGGGCUCGUAACGACGAAGGUUCCAUUCCCGCUGACACUCCGCUUCAAGCCGCGAAUGCUGCAGCUGGAUAUCGAAUUGGUCAUCCGCGUCGUGAUACUUUUUGAACGUUUUCGGUCUGAGAUUCUAGGGUCUGAGAAGCAUCUACACACAGGUUCUAAGAGAGAACAAUACCGCUGUUUAACGGGGAACCUUGCAACACCAGAUAUCCGGAUCAACGGUAUCCAUACCACAUAUCAAAGCCGCCUUCAAAUCAGAGUGGGAAGCGCUCAAAAUCACCCUGUACCAUAAUGCUCUGACGAACAAUGGAAUGGAGAUGCUUAUGGCGACCAGUUGCGUAUCCCCGUCGGAUGCUGUCUACCACAGCCGAGAGGACUCUCAUAAACUAUAAUCGAAGCAAAAUAUGGCAAUUAUAGUUAUUUUUACUGGUUAGCGAUUGUUUUGCACUUUAGAAAAAUAAGA